GAAACUAUUAUUCCUCCCAUUCUCUCCCUUCCCUCCCAUGCGCUCCCCUCCCCUCCAAACCCUUCCAUCCAACACGCUCUAAUUCUAGUGUUUUCUCCCAACUCAAUCUUUUUCUUUGAAUCUUUUUCUUAGAUCAAGGUAUUCAUCACUUGAUCUUCCUAUUGUCUAUCCAACUACAAGAUUUUCGAAAGUCGAAACAGUGAACGGUUUUUCUCUCCCAUCCUCUCCGUCGGACGUAUCUCUUGCGUGAUGUUUUUUGAACUCCGAGAUGUCCUCGCACGAGCAAGCCCUAGCUUCGGUCCUCUCUCAGUUGGCUCUCUCCUUCGACGGUGCUGUUCUCGGAGUAGUCCUCGCCUACGCGGCCGUGCGCUCGCUCUUCAAGUUCACGGCCCACUCCUCCGCACUUCGCAGAAUCCGUCAUGCUCCUUCCGCCAGCGUCCCCGAUCUUCGUGCUCUGUUACCGUCCUCUGAUGACCAGUCUCAGUCGUCCGAUCAAAACCUCGUGAUCGUGAGCGGAAUUGUUGAGGCCAAAUCAGUGGUCCAAGGUAACUGGAAGAGCCUUGGCAGACCUCUUAUCCUUGUGUCUCAGGAAUCAGGCGACAAGGCAGUUGUCAUCCAAAGAACACAAACGUGUCUAUACAACGAAUGGAAGGGCUUUUUUGGAUGGACAUCUGAUAUACGUGGCAUCUUUGGAAGAUCUUGGAGGGAAAAAGAAUCAACCUCAUUAAGAACGGUUCCUUUUGUUCUUGUUGAUGGCGGGCAAUGGCCACAAACAGAUUAUGUCUGUGUCAGUAUGGAUGGCUCAAGACACCCUAUGCCUCUUACAACAGUCUAUCAUCAAUUGCAGCCUAUUGAUGCUUCGCCUUACACAUUCCUUCAAGCACUUUUUGGUCAUGAAUACCCUGUUGGGCUGCUUGAUGAGGAGAAAAUUCUUCCACUUGGCAAGGAAAUCACUGCUGUUGGCAUUUGUAGUUUCAGAAAUGGAAUUCCUGAAAUCAAGUCGUGCAAAGAGCUUCCCUAUUUUCUGUCCGACUUGACUAAGGAUCAGAUGAUAUUAGAUCUUGCAUUCAAGACAAAAGUGUUGCUGUGGAGUGGUAUUGCUCUUGGUUCAUUGUCGGUGGUUGUCCUUGGUUAUGCUAUUAUCAGGAAUUGGAAUAAAUGGAAAGAGUGGAGGCAACAGGGACAGCCACAGCAAUCAAACAGUGGUGCAAUUGCCAGUGCUGAUAUGACAGACGAGGAAGGGGAUGUUCCAGAAGGGCAAUUGUGUGUUAUCUGCUUGACUAGGAAAAGGCGAUCUGUAUUUAUUCCAUGUUGGCAUCUAGCUUGUUGCAAUCGCUGUGCCCUAUCAAUUGAACGUGACGUAUCGCCUAAAUGCCCUGUUUGUCGGCAGACGAUCCACAGUUCUCAGGUGAUAUUUGUGCCUUGAAAAAAAUACAAACAAACUAGUCGUGUUCCUUUGUAUAUGUUUAGUAGAUUGACGUUGAAAAGUUGCCUGGAUUUCAGGCACCCAUUCCUCUUGGGACAUAUAUAUGAUACUGAACUUCAGGGUUUUGUCAUCUAAUUGUAUUUUGGAGAAGACAUUUUGAUUAGCUCAGAAUUUCUAAAUUGGAAGGAAAGCAAUUAAUUC
Messenger RNA from Tripterygium wilfordii, 1627 nucleotides. RefSeq names its product E3 ubiquitin-protein ligase SPL2-like. The record is from RefSeq and is a predicted model, not a curated record. The transcript has 6 exons. NCBI's taxonomy places the organism in Eukaryota, Viridiplantae, Streptophyta, Magnoliopsida, Celastrales, Celastraceae. Bases 269 to 1426 code for a protein of 385 amino acids. Gene Ontology annotation, molecular function: ubiquitin-protein transferase activity. Gene Ontology annotation, biological process: organelle organization; protein ubiquitination.